GAAUUUGGCGACGACAGCUGUCAAGCCGUUCUUCUCAGAACCUGAAGAAGAAUUACAAAUUGUAUUCGACUCCUCUAGCAAAAGAGUCCGCGGCAAUGCUCAAGUUUUGUGCGUUCGCUAUGCUCGGCAAUUGUUACUUAAGCGAGAUUUAGUUCAAAACUAUGUAUCCAUUUGGUUGCCUUAUAAAAAGGAUGUUUUUGUCUCUUCUUAGGGCUCAUGAAGAUUCAAAAUAUUCCUUUUGCCACGAACUCGAAACGUUUGUUUUCCAAAUCUUUUGUUCAAGCGUAUAAAUAGAAUGCGAAACCAUUUAGAAUUAGAGAGCCGUUGGACAAACAAAGACCGCAGCAUUGCUCGAUUGGAAAUCUUUUGCAACUAAAUAAUUCUAGAAUGCGAAGCAAUUUGUAAUUUUGAUUUAAAUGCUAAACACUUUGGGCGGUUUAUAAAAUGGCCGAAAGAAGAGGCAUUUGAGCAAAGGGGUAAAAAAAAAACAAAACAAUUUAAGUGUUUUCAAAAAGUCAACAAACUCAUAUAUGCAGCUAUAUAUAUAUAUAUAAAAAAUAAUAAAAAACAUUAAUUUAUUUCUUACUAUAUAAUUAUUGUUGUACUAAGUCAGUGAGAAAACCCAUGAAAGAAAGAAAUUCACACGAAAACUAAAACAAAAUGCAUAUUUAUUAAAAAUAAGCAAAGGUUGUGCAAAAAAACACAUUAAAAAGCAACAUUAUUAUUGUAAAAAUUAACUAAAUACGGCAAUUGUUAUUAAAUGUGCAAAAUUCAGCAAACACAUUGAUACAAACCUCAGAAAACACAAGCCAAGAUCUGAAAACGGACAUCAAUUGAAUGGAAUGGAAAUUUUUGAAUUGAAAAACAUGGCAAGAUGAACCGAGAACGGAUCAAACGGAAACAAAACACUCAACAACAAGAAGUACAAAAUGUUAAAUAUGUAUCUAUAAUUUACAAUUACGUUUUAUAUUACUCUCUAAUUUACACGCUUACUCAACGGAAAAUAGCUAACUAUUAUUACAAUCGUCCUCAAAACACACAAUAAAACUAGAUCAAAAGGCGAAAUUAUUACUUUAGCUACAAUAAAAGGUCACCUUUUGCAAUUAUUUUUGUUCUCUCCUUUAUUGUUUCACAUCGAAAUCAGCAAAAUGGUUAAAAUAGCCGCAUAUACUCAUAUUAAAUUGAAAAGAAAAGUGUCAUUGCAGAAAUGGAUAAAGAAAAUAGUAAUAUAAAUGAUAUAUUUAUUCAUAUAAAUGUAUUUGAAAAUGUGAACAAAAGAAUACCAACAAUAAAACACAAUUUAAUAAACAAUGUGAAAGUCAUGUGUGUGUUUCUCUUAAACAGUUGAAAAUACAGUAGCCUUGCAGUAAGAAUUACAAAACCCAGAACACACAAUUUCGAAAUGGAGGAGAUCAUGAGGCAAAAGCUGCCCAAUGGCCACAAAUGCGAAAGGCAGGAACUCACCUGCAGCGUUUUAUUUACCAAUCCCAAGUUCAAUGCCCGGAAGUCAUCCGCAAGUGAGGAAAUCAACUCGAUUGCACGGCUGGUAUCGAAGACGGAGGAUCUCGAAGUGGACAGAGUGUUCAGGAAGAUUUCUAAGAAUGGUGUCGAGGAGACCACCUCUCUGAAUCGCUCCCUCUUCGAGUUCGGCCAUAAUUUCGAGGAAGCCGACGGCUGGCUGCAAUUGGAGCAGCCUUCCAAGGAUCAGCUGGCCUCGGUGCUGCGCUACAUGUUCGAGUCGCAUCUGAAGACCACUGUGCAGAUAGAAAUUAACAAGAUGUACUUCAACUGCCACUUCAUCGUGUUGCAGGUGUACUCGCGCUUCUUCAGCGAACUGGAGAAUAUUCCGCUGCUGGUCACCCUGCCCGAGAAUAUCGUCUCCCAGAAGGCCUUCAUGCUCAUCUACAAGUGGAUGCUGAGCGAUGAUCCCGUCCUGGAGCUGCCCCAUAUCGUGGAGGUUUUUGUGGCCGCCACUUACUUGAGGAUCAAUGAGCUGCAGGUGCAUUGCUGGAAAUAUUUCGAUGAUGAGGAGUGCUUUAACGAGGAUACGGCUUGCGUUUUAUAUGUGGAGACGAAGGACAAUCCCGCCAUGGAUGUGGUCUGCAAUGUGAUGCUGACUAGGAUCCGCAAGUUUCUGCUCACCUUUGUGGCCACCAAGGAUUUCCUGGACCUGUCCUGCUCUCAUUUGAUCUUCCUGCUCGAUUCCGAUCAAAUCUGCGUGAACACCGAGAUUGAGAUUCUUUUUAUAGCUGUUCGCUGGCUGGGUCACAAUUGGAGACAAAGGAAAGGGCGUCUGCUGCGUCUAGUGUCCUGUAUUCGAUUCAACCUGAUGCCAUUGUGGUAUCUUCUGUAUGUGCGGCGGGAAGAGGAUCACCCGUUGGUGAAAGAGUUGAUUUCCCAACCGGUGGUGGAGCACCAGAUCAACGAAUCCAUUUCGAAAAUAACGUCGCGAAUGUACGAAGAGAAAAUGACUGCUUUGGAUGGCAGUGCCGCACUGAGUGAGGAGUAUGCAAAUGUUUCGAGACAGCGAAACUGGAUUUGCGAUAGCUUGUGCACCUACUAUCACGACGUGGGCUGUCCGAAUACCCGGGAAAUUCGCUUCAAACACUUCGAGGAUUAUCUUUCGCAACUACAACAGAGCUCCAAAGAUCACUGGUCCAAGGUCGAAAUGCAGGACCCGAGUAAGAAGACUGAUUGUUGCAGUUUAAAGAAGACAAAAUCAAGCGAAUUUGUUGCUGAAUAAGAAUUCCAUUUAAAAAGUAA
This is a messenger RNA of Drosophila yakuba, 2763 nucleotides long. RefSeq lists its product as uncharacterized. The record is from RefSeq and is a predicted model, not a curated record. Bases 1403 to 2743 code for a protein of 446 amino acids. Lineage: Eukaryota; Metazoa; Arthropoda; Insecta; Diptera; Drosophilidae. The transcript is spliced from 3 exons.